UCUGGAACAGUUCAUCUCGAUAUCAGCUAUACAAUAGCGACCUACCCGCUCGUGCAGCAGCAGCCCACAUCACAAGCGGCGGGAAAAAGUGUAUCUCUUUCCACCGCGUUGUCGCCGCCGCAGUUCAGUCGGCUCGGCAGGCCGAUAAGGUCGUGAGAUAAGGUCGUGAGGGUGCGGGGCUUCGGGGAGAGAAGGAGAGGCUGAUGGAAGUGACGGAGGACUCUGCGGUGAAGGACUUCCUAGAGAUACUUGAGGAGCACCGGCGCAACUGUGAGCGGCAGGGCAAGUAUGUGGAGGCGGAGAUCGCGAAGAACCGCUUGGACGAGCUCAAGCUUCACGAGGAAAACAGAAGAAAGGAGGCGAUGCGUUCGAGGCAAAUCGCGGAGAGGCUCGGGGUGGAGGAGGCUCACAUGCUAGAGUUCCAGCAGUUCAACAUGGUCUGGGACAAGAGGAUGGCGGACUACGAGCACCAUGCCGAAGACAUGGUGUUCGCAAUGAGGGAGAGACACGGCGCUGAGCUUCGUGACUAUCAACGGAGGCUGUUGCAGGCCCAGCCUCGCCCGAAGUUCAGCCGUGAGCUCCUGGACCUUCGACGUAUACAGGAGCACCUGGCCAAGGCCAAAGACUACGCGGAGGCCCACAAGAUGAAGCUCAAAUCCGACGCCCUCGAAGCCUGGGAGCUGGAGCAAUGGAGAAACAAGAGGCAGGCCGACUUGUGCCAGCGGGAAAGCAAGUUCAAGCACGGAAAGGCGCAGGAAAUGGCAGCGCUACUCCAGCGGGUGAUGGCGGGACGAGAGGAGCAAAAAAAGCAGCGGCAGAUGGACCUCGAACGUUUACUGCAAAGGUAUCAGAACGUGAAAUCAGAGCUCGAGGCCCAGCAGAAGCUCGAAAGGAUCCGCGCGGAGCGGCAGUCUUCCUCGAUGGGGCGCGUAUCAGCGCCAUCGGUGCACAAGAAGGCCACCACCGUGAAGCACUCGGCAACUGGGGGGGGGGGCGCUAGGGGCGGCCGACGAAGCAGUAAGCACGGGGCUUGA
This is a messenger RNA of Ectocarpus siliculosus, 1034 nucleotides long. NCBI's taxonomy places the organism in Eukaryota, Phaeophyceae, Ectocarpales, Ectocarpaceae. The record is from the annotation of a GenBank genome assembly.